GCCGGGCAAGAGGAAGACCUCCAGAAGCUCCCCGCGCAGCGCGGCUGUGUUUGCGUUGCGGCCUGUGCGAGUAGUCGCUUUGGAACCAGGUUCCCGGCGAGCGGCGCGCAGAAACCUCGAGCCGGUGGAUUCGUCUCGUAACCCAGAGCCCAGAAAGCCUUGAAGACAGUACCGUUUCCUCAGCGGCGGACUGCUGCAGUAAGAAUGUCUUUCCCCCCUCAUUUGAAUCGCCCUCCAAUGGGAAUCCCAGCGCUCCCACCAGGGAUCCCACCCCCACAGUUUCCUGGCUUUCCUCCACCUGUACCUCCAGGAACCCCAAUGAUCCCUGUACCAAUGAGCAUUAUGGCUCCUGCUCCAACUGUCUUAGUACCCACAGUGUCCAUGGUUGGAAAGCAUUUGGGAGCCAGAAAGGAUCAUCCAGGCUUAAAGGCAAAAGAAAAUGAUGAAAAUUGUGGUCCUACUACGACAGUUUUUGUUGGCAACAUUUCUGAGAAAGCCUCAGACAUGCUCAUAAGACAGCUCCUUGCUAAAUGUGGCUUGGUUUUAAGCUGGAAGAGAGUACAAGGUGCAUCUGGAAAACUUCAAGCCUUUGGAUUCUGUGAGUACAAGGAGCCUGAAUCUACCCUCCGGGCACUCAGGUUAUUGCAUGACCUGCAGAUUGGAGAGAAGAAGCUGCUUGUUAAAGUUGAUGCAAAGACAAAGGCGCAACUAGAUGAAUGGAAAGCAAAGAAGAAAGCUUCUAAUGGGAAUGCCAGGCCAGAAACUGUCACUAAUGAUGAUGAAGAAGCCUUGGAUGAAGAAACCAAGAGAAGAGAUCAGAUGAUCAAAGGGGCCAUUGAAGUUCUAAUACGCGAAUACUCCAGCGAGCUCAAUGCCCCAUCGCAAGAAUCUGACUCUCACCCAAGGAAGAAGAAGAAGGAAAAGAAAGAGGACAUUUUCCGCAGAUUUCCAGUGGCACCUCUGAUCCCUUAUCCACUCAUCACUAAGGAGGAUAUAAAUGCUAUAGAAAUGGAAGAAGACAAAAGAGACCUGAUAUCCCGAGAGAUCAGCAAAUUCAGAGACACACACAAGAAACUGGAAGAAGAGAAAGGCAAAAAAGAAAAAGAAAGACAGGAAAUUGAGAAAGAACGGAGAGAAAGAGAGAGGGAGCGUGAAAGGGAACGAGAAAGGCGAGAACGGGAACGAGAAAGGGAAAGAGAACGUGAACGAGAAAAGGAGAAGGAACGGGAGCGGGAACGAGAACGGGAUAGGGACCGUGACCGGACAAAGGAGAGAGAUCGAGACCGCGAUCGAGAAAGAGACCGUGACCGUGAUCGGGAACGGAGUUCAGAUCGCAAUAAGGAUCGGAGUCGAUCAAGAGAAAAGAGCAGAGAUCGUGAAAGGGAACGGGAGCGGGAACGCGAGAGAGAGAGAGAACGGGAACGAGAAAGAGAACGCGAGAGAGAGAGAGAACGUGAACGUGAGCGUGAGAGAGAGAGAGAGAAAGACAAGAAGAGGGACCGAGAGGAGGACGAAGAAGAUGCAUAUGAACGAAGAAAACUUGAGAGAAAACUCAGAGAGAAAGAAGCUGCUUACCAAGAGCGUCUCAAGAAUUGGGAAAUCAGAGAACGGAAGAAAACUCGGGAAUAUGAGAAAGAGGCUGAAAGAGAAGAAGAAAGAAGAAGAGAAAUGGCAAAAGAAGCUAAACGACUGAAAGAAUUCUUAGAAGAUUAUGAUGAUGAUAGAGAUGAUCCCAAAUAUUACAGAGGAAGUGCUCUUCAGAAAAGGUUGCGUGAUAGGGAAAAGGAAAUGGAAGCAGAUGAACGGGAUAGGAAAAGAGAGAAGGAAGAGCUAGAGGAAAUCAGGCAGCGACUUCUGGCAGAAGGACAUCCAGAUCCAGAUGCAGAGCUUCAGAGGAUGGAACAAGAGGCUGAGAGGCGCAGACAACCACAAAUAAAGCAAGAACCAGAAUCGGAGGAGGAGGAAGAAGAAAAGCAAGAAAAAGAAGAAAAACGAGAGGAACCCGUGGAAGAGGAAGAAGAGCCUGAGCAGAAGCCCUGUCUCAAACCAACUCUGAGGCCCAUCAGUUCCGCCCCAUCUGUUUCCUCUGCCAGUGGCAAUGCAACCCCCAACACUCCUGGGGAUGAGUCUCCCUGUGGUAUUAUAAUUCCUCACGAAAACUCGCCAGACCAACAACAACCGGAGGAGCAUAGGCCAAAAAUAGGACUAAGUCUUAAACUGGGUGCUUCCAAUAGUCCUGGUCAACCUAAUUCUGUGAAGAGAAAGAAACUCCCUGUAGAUAGUGUCUUUAACAAAUUCGAGGAUGAAGACAGUGAUGAUGUUCCCCGAAAAAGGAAACUGGUUCCUUUGGAUUAUGGUGAAGAUGAUAAAAAUGCUGCCAAAGGCACUGUAAACACUGAAGAAAAGCGCAAGCACAUUAAGAGUCUCAUUGAGAAAAUCCCUACAGCCAAACCUGAGCUCUUUGCUUAUCCCCUGGAUUGGUCUAUUGUGGAUUCUAUAUUGAUGGAACGACGAAUUAGACCGUGGAUUAAUAAGAAAAUUAUAGAAUACAUAGGUGAAGAAGAAGCUACGUUAGUUGAUUUUGUUUGUUCUAAGGUUAUGGCUCAUAGUUCACCUCAGAGCAUUUUAGAUGAUGUUGCCAUGGUACUUGAUGAAGAAGCAGAAGUUUUUAUAGUCAAAAUGUGGAGGUUAUUGAUAUAUGAAACAGAAGCCAAGAAAAUUGGUCUUGUGAAGUAAAACUCUUUUUACAUUUAGAGCUCCAUUUCAGAUAUCUUCUUUCCCAUCCUUCAAAGGACUUUGAAAUUUAUUAUUUUUUUUGUCUUCAAAGACAUUUGUGAGACCUGUAAUUUUUUUUUUAAUGUAGAGAAUGUGAAUUUUUUUUCUUCCCAAUUUGUUGAUGCUCUGUGUAUUCCCUUGGUUGUAAAGAUAUCUGAAUCCUACCUUGGUUCUCUUUAUACUCACCAGGUACAAAUUACUGGUAUGUUUUAUAAGCCACAGCUGCUGUACACAGCCUAUCUGAUAUAAUCUUGUUCUGCUGAUUUGUUCCUUGUAAAUAUUAAAAUGACUCCCCAAUUCUUUUGCAGAAUUGCACUUAAUAUUGAAUUGUACUGUAUAGGAACCAACAUGAACAAUUUUAAUUGGAAGAAUACCAGUCACACCUAUUACCCUUUCCCCUUGAUCUGAAUUGGCAAGCUUUCAUGAAGGCAUGAAAUUUAAAAUUACAGUGCGAAAAUUAACAGACCAUCCAUUCCUACUGUAUCUUUGUAUGAAUGUGUUUGUGUGAAUGUACAUAUAAAAGUCUUUCCCCUAAUUUGCUUUGGAGGGCUCCCUUAAACAUUUCCUAAUGGAAAAACAUAAUGGUAAAGGAAACACAGUGUCACGCCAAUCCAGAUGUCUGGGAGAGUGAGGUUAUUAGUCUCCCAGAGCAUGGUAUUCUCUUCUGGCCAGCUACAGUCUUUUGAACAGAAUGGGGUUUUCCUGUUGAUAGCUGCCUGCUUCAGGCUCUUUUUUAAGGGAGUGUGAAUCAGUAGUUUCUCCUCACCCCCUAAUUUCAUUGUUCAGAAAUGAGGCAGAUACUUCGAUUCUGGAGAGUUUCAUUUAAUGCAUUUUGCACUGAUUGGUCCUUAGUUUAAUUUGGGUGUACCCCUUUGUCUAAAAAAAAUUCAAAAUAUAAAUGAACAACUUUAAAAACAAAAGGUAAAGAAAGUUAAGCAAUUUUACAAACUAGGAAAAUUGACAAAAUACAAUUAGAUUUCAGCAUGACAUUUUAUAAAACUUAUUUUUAAGGAUAAAGUAAGUCAUUUAAGGCAGUCACCACUAAUUUUUUGUUUCUGUUUUUGUUCUGUAAAGGGUUUAUAGCUUGUGUGUGUUUGCAAGCACAUACCUUGCUUGCCUCUGCUCAUCGAAGUUUAAAAAUGCAUUGAUGGUGUCAGAGACACACAUGGGACUUGCUUUAUUGUAGAUGAGAACUUCACCAGGGGGCAGAACUACCUGAAAAUGUAACAAGUUUUAAACAGUUCUCAACACAAAGUAGGUGCAGCUAUUCCCAUGUCUGAGUAUUUAUUUAAAAGAAAAAUAAAGAUUGGGAAUAGAAAUAGGGGGCAUAACUGAACUUGAGUUAAUAGUUUUUUUUACAUCUUAAGAGGACAUUUGAAAACACUGUUCUUAACAUUGAACCAUGAUACGGUUCCAUUAUGUAAAUAUUUCAAAUAUUAAAAAUGUAUAUAUUUGAUCGCGG
Messenger RNA from Phyllostomus hastatus (greater spear-nosed bat), 4237 nucleotides. RefSeq names its product RNA binding motif protein 25 (gene RBM25). Gene Ontology annotation, biological process: regulation of alternative mRNA splicing, via spliceosome; mRNA processing. The coding region runs from base 205 to 2736 and encodes 843 amino acids. The transcript has 19 exons. The record is from RefSeq and is a predicted model, not a curated record. Gene Ontology annotation, molecular function: mRNA binding. Lineage: Eukaryota; Metazoa; Chordata; Mammalia; Chiroptera; Phyllostomidae. Gene Ontology annotation, cellular component: spliceosomal complex.